AUGUUUAGCAUACUAAUCGCUAAGUGCAUUAUUUUACUCUGUUUCGUCAUCGGUAUUCAGGGUGUGCAAAGUCCUACAUGCCGUAAUUAUCACUGCAAUGAAGGUUUUAAAUGUGUGAUGGUAGAACCGCCAGAUGAUUGCAGAAACUGUCCAAUGCGUCCUUAUUGCGUGUUAAGAGAAUGCUGUACUAGAUGUGAUCUAAAUUGUGCUCGUGGCUACAAAUGCAUGCUUACCGCCACGGAUUGGUGCCCAUAUGCCACCUGUGGUCCUCCAGUGGAGGACCCUCCUCCAGAAGAGUGA
Molecule: messenger RNA, 300 nt
Organism: Strongylus vulgaris
Lineage: Eukaryota; Metazoa; Nematoda; Chromadorea; Rhabditida; Strongylidae
Source: the annotation of a GenBank genome assembly